CCGCCAGCCAGCCCGAGCGGAUAGCGGCUUCGCCCAGCAGGCAGCGUCCCAACCGGAGAAGCCAGGAUGGGCCGUCCCGCCUGCUUGCUUCUGCUGACAGCGGCUGCCCUGUGCUGGUCCUGGGGGGCCCAAGGCCAGGUCUAUUAUUCCUGCGGUGCUCAGUUUAGUUCCUGGGAAAGAGGAUUGAUUUUAUCUCCCGGCUUCCCCAGCAAUUAUUCGUCGGGCAUGCACUGCGUCUGGCGCUUUCUUAUUCCUGCCAAGACUUACUUACUGUUGGAGAUCUUUGACUUUGAUGUCUUUGAAAGCAUCACUGAGGACCUGGAUGCCUGGGAUGGCUAUUUUUCUUUGACCAAAAAUAUAAACAAGGAUUCUUCACCCGGAGAAGACACCGCAGAAUAUCCAAGCACCGUCUUUCCAACCAAGACUUCGGUUGACCUUGAUCUUGACUCAACGGAUCUCGUUGAGGGCCUCCCAGAAGCCACUUCUCAAAACCUUGAGUGGAAAGAAUUCCAUCCAAGCGGAGAACCCAAAGACAUAGCGGUCACUCAACCAAGUAAAUUUCCAAUCCAGGAAGGGACUGACAAUACCUUGACGAGACAAGGUGGAGAACAGGAGAAGGAGAACUUGGUGGACAAAAUAUUCUUUGCUCACUACCCUGCUAAGGAGAACGCCGAAAGUCCUCAGAGACGUUUCGGGAAGGUGAUUUUUGGAGAAGAGGAUGCCAUUUCAACGAUGAUCCUGCCGGUGGUGAACGUAUCUUCCACUCCGUCAUCCUCCGCUGACGUUUGUCCAGAUGAUGUCUUAUAUGUCUCGGACCUCAUCGCUUUUUCUUCUCGUUUCUGUGGGGCAAAAUCGCCCUUGAACCAAAACAUGACCUUUGGGUCUUCUCUUAAGAUGGUGGAAGUUAUUGUGGAGCUGAUCACCACCACCGACCGUGGGCGAGGCUUCGCCAUGCUCUUUGAGUACAAGAACGGGACGGAGACGAUGCCCACAAACGACAUCCAGGAUGGAGAAGAGAAUACCAUGAUGUUGGUGGUCAUCACGGGCAUCCUGUUCUUUGCGAUGGUUCUUUUGUCCUCGCUCUGCAUUGCAUGUAGGUGGAGGUUAUGUCUCAAAAGAAGUUCUCUGGAAGUCCACAGUGAUCAAGAAAACCAGAUCCAGAACUCCAGCGUUGACGUCAGUGAACUCCAGCUGGUGAUCCCAUGUCAAGAAAACGAAAACAACAAUCAUUCCCUUGGCGUCGUCACUUCCUGUCCUGGCAAUCUGGAACCCAUCAUCGAUCUAGAUGCCCCUCCAAUGUCAGCCGUGAUGGGAGGUGACGAGGUGUUCAUUAUUUCUGCCAAUCCAGAACCUGGUCGCUUGAGUUUUACCUCUUGUAAAAUACAGGACAAGAGGUUGACGCGAAGCAUCACUAGUCCAACUUCCGUGUCGGAAUGGCUGAUCCCCAAGCAAACGGAGCCCGGCAGCCAAGCGUCCAAUUCCCGGGCGGGACACCCUUAUCUGAAGCAGCAGGCGUGGCGCACAAGGACCUUCCACGAUCUCUUGACUCCGUUCCCACAGCUCCAGGAGCAAUGGGGCCACUGGACAAACAUCAGCCCUUUGCCCAAAGCAGCCAAAAGCGGGGGUUUUUCGACCUCCACCCCAAACCAGCCCAUCAGAAUCCAAAAAGUGAGCUCCGCUGGAGAAACUGAAGGAAUUUCCGAAGGGUCACACUUGGAAGCUUUAGUCAGUAACCCAUGGACACGCUCGGCUCAGAAACCGCAGAAGCCGACCGGUGGUUCUAACUCGAGAAGGUCCCAAUUUGCAAACCCUUCUUUUGAUUUCUUGACCGGUUCUCCUGGCUGCGGCCAGCCGGGACUUCCUGAGCACUCCGAAGCUGAGGGCAUUCUGUCUCUGGUCCAAAGUCCCCGUCUGGGAGGGAAGGAUGCUCCAGACGCUGCCCUCAGAUUGAAAAGCAACGCCAUCAACUCUUCCAAGCCCAAGGAGGCUUCUGUAGACAUGGACGGGCCCAAAGCGGUGUUUGUGAUUUCUGAAGAAGGAGAUGAUCAGCAGCCUUUGGUUUUGGCGGAGCACACAAAUCAAUGCGUUGAUGUUUUGUCCGAGACAAACGCUGUCAUCUGUGAAGGAGGGACGGCCGCAAGGAAGGAGCAGAUAGUGGACCUAUCGCUUGAAGACUUGGAGGAGGCCACCAGAAGCAGGUUGGGCAUUGGUCCUUGGGGGGAACCCUCCAGUUCCUACCAAGAUCCCUUUCAGGGCGACGGGGAUGAAACCUACGCUCCUGGUCCAAAACCAGAGUCGCUGGCUCGUUUCAAUUCAACGACUUGUCCGAACGUGCUUUUUUGAUCGUCCAUGAAGGUCCUUCAUGAAACUGGAAGCGGUGAAGAUCUUUUGAGGUGGAACGGAGCUGUUCUGCAUGCAGACGUUCAAGAGACAACCUUUGAUCUGCUUAGGGGGCACGGAUCCUGCACUCAAUGACGCUCGCCCAAAACUUUUAUCUUAAGUUGGAUGCGAUGAUUAUGGAUACUGCUGUGGAGCACAAUUUUUGGUCUUGAUGCAUGAAGACCCACCUGACGUUUUCCUUCUGAAAUAAGCUUGUUUUUGUUUUUUUUUAAACUUGUGUUUGAAUUGGGAGGUGUGAUCAGAUCUAGAGCCUAUCAGGUUUUAGGUAAAGGAGGCUGUUCUGGAUAUAAUCCUUAGUAAUCAACCAAAUUCUGGCUAUGAUGUGGAAGGGUCAGUGGUGGGAUUCAACCAGUGUAACAACCGGUCCGCUGAGCGCACGGUUCACCCAAACCGGUCUGAACCGGUAGAAUCCCACCCCUGGGAAGGGUGUAAAGUUCUACUGAUGUUUGAUUAUAGUUCCCCGCCCCCCAAAAAGGGUGACUGUGAACAGAACUGGAAUAACUAAAAGUACGAGCAACGCUUGUAUUGAAAAGGCGAUUGGGGGGCGACUUUUUUAGAUUAACACAUUUUAUUUAAAGGAUUCACUGGCGUUUGUGAAUCCUAUCUCUCUCCCCCCCCCCCCCAGUGACUACAAUGAGAAGAUGAGGUAAAGUCGGGUUAAUGAAACACCGUCACUCACACCAACAACAGAGUUUGCCAUUCGCACAACACAUAACGCCCAGUUGGUGUGACCUUGGGAUUCAGAGUUUGGGUAGGUUGGUGUGGUCGCGGGUGCUCGAGAAAAAAAUUCGCCGAAGUUGUGAGAUUGCCAAAAUUGUUAUCGUGGCCAAGUAAGAACGCUUCGGUGAAUUCUGAAAGCGGGCUAAAGCCUUUUAAGAAGGCGACUUCUUCCGAUUAACCUGACUAGGUAGCUCAGUGGCUAAGACGCUGAGCUUGUCGAUCAGAAAGGUCGGCAGUUCGGCGGUUCGAAUCCCUAGUACAGGUCUUCUGCGUGAGCAGGGGGUUGGACUAGAUGACCUCCAAGGUCCCCUUCCAACUCUUGUUACUGUUACUAUAAGAUUUGAAGACCGCAAUAGGCUUUGGAGCAGACGAUGGUUCUCCCACCACGCCUACCUAGAUCGCUCUUUAAAGCAGCUGCAUCUUUUCUGGGAUCGCACACGAUGACAGAAUCUGGGGGAAGAGACGCGAUGGGUUUAAAGGUUUGCCGUCCUAAAGGCACAAUAUUUUGUGUUGGCCCUGCUCCACAUUAUUAAGCCAACACCCCGGCCUUUGUGGUUCAAAUUCCUCACUCGAGAAAAGAUUUUCAAAGAUGGAUCGGUCUGCGACACCUUAGUAAAUUGCACUUGGAAUUACAGUAGUAUUAGAGAGUGGGGUGCACGCUGAAGAUUUGUGUUGGUUGAGGAGGUUUUUUUUGUUUUUGUUUUAAUUUGAUUUAUAUGCUGCCCUUCUCCGGAGACUCAGGGCGGCUUACAAUGCGUUAAGCAAUAGCCUUCAUCCUUUUGUAUAUUUAUACAAAGUCAGCUUAUUGCCCCCACAAACUGGGUCCUCAUUUCACCUACCUUAGAAAAGAUGGAAGGCUGAGUCAACCUUGAGCCUUGGAGAGAUUCGAACCAGCAGUAAAUUGCAGGCAGCUGUGUUAAUAACAGGGUGCAUUAAACCACUGUACUACCAAGGCUCUUCAGAGUUUGAACCGGGGGUGGGAUUCAGAAAUUUUAGCAACCAGUUCUCUGCCCGGUUGCUGGGUGAGUAUGGUGGGCGUGGCCUACUUGGCCUCCUGCACCACAGGGGGCCCAGGGGUGGGUUCUACUUACCUUUACUACUGGUUCGCAAUGGGAGCGCGCGUGCUUCUGCGCAUAUCAUCCAUUAUGACGUCCGGGCGGGUGGGCAGAGCCUCCUGCCUAUUUUACUACCGGUUUGCAAGAACCAGACAGAACCAGGAGCAACCCACCAACGGUGGGGGUGGGGGGGUUUCACCUUCUUCAGACUCCGGAGGCUUUCCUCAAGCCUCUGGGAGGGCGAAAACAGCCUCCCCCAGGCUCCGGAGGCCCUCCAGAGGCUGGAAACGAGUCCGUUUCCGGACAUCCGGUAGGCCCAUUUUUCGCCCUCCCAGAUCCUCCGCGUGGGCCCUGCACUUACCUGGCAUCCAAAACGAGCUGUGUGGAGAC
Molecule: messenger RNA, 4565 nt
Organism: Pantherophis guttatus
Lineage: Eukaryota; Metazoa; Chordata; Lepidosauria; Squamata; Colubridae
Source: RefSeq, a predicted model, not a curated record